UUGUAGGCGUUCGGACAGCGGGUUGUGCGUAGUAAAGCGUUUUGCCUUUGCUUUUACGUCCUAAAUAAUUACUUUUGAUUAUCAAUUUGAUAAGUGUCGACCUUAUUUAAGUAUACAAGAUGUCGCGCUACCGGGAAUGGGACCUGUCUUGCAAAGUUUAUGUGGGCAAUUUGGGUACAAAUGCAUCGAAAUAUGAGAUAGAGAAGGUGUUUUCCAAAUACGGGAGCAUAAGAAACGUGUGGGUGGCGCGCAAUCCUCCGGGUUUUGCGUUCGUGGAGUUUGAAGACCCGCGGGACGCCGAGGAUUCAGUGCGAGGUCUCGAUGGGACGCGCUGCUGCGGCACCAGAAUCCGCGUGGAGAUGUCCAACGGACGCACCCGACGUGACAGAAGGUCCAUUUUAUCAACCACCAACCAACACACCAACGAUCUCACCACAUCUCUCCACUACGGCUCGUUAAUUACAUGCAAGGCUGCUCUCGACGGCCAGCUACGCGCCGCAGUCAACGACCCUCCCACGGCCUUCACCUGACCUCUACCCUCCUAAUAUUCUAUGAGCCACACAGUGUAGGAACCUAAUCGCUUCUACUGCACACCAGCGGAGCUUUCCAUAGCUCUCGUAUUACCUCGGUCAACGGAAACUUGCCCCCGUUUCCAGCACCAGCGACAGCUCACCAUAUUCGGUACUUUUUAUCCUAUACUACCUUCAGGGAUGGCUUUGUUGACAGAGCAACAACGUCUGAGCGUGCAGUCAACAUCGAAUAGAUUGUGACGGCAAAAAUAUAUAUAUAAAAAAAAAAAAACAAAGGUAUAUAGAUACAGGCUAACAUACAUAUAAUAAUUAUGAUCUUAAAAGCUCAAAAUCAUUUUGACGAUACAACAGUUUUUUUGCUGCUUCUCAUGUUUUAAUGUAGGAUUCGGAAGAUUCCCACGGAACCGCCAAAAUACCUCACUCUUCAGCCAAAAUAUAUUGAAACAUCCUUAUUUCUAUGGUAACAAAGGUGUGUUACGAUAUAUUUGGCCGUCACUACCUAUUCGAUGCUGACUGUACCCAGAGAUUCCACUGCUACAUGCACGUGCUACUUUUAUAUGUGGCCGGGUCGCCAUGUAAAUGCCUGCGGGUAUGUAGUAGUGCAAUCUGGUUUGAUGCUGUUACUCUGUCAGCCGUCUGUGAUCUUACCUUACCUUAGCACUAGCCGAGUGUAGGAUUAACUUUUGUCAUAGGGCUCAACAUAGAAUAAGCUGGUAAAUUUAAACCCUGAUUCCAAUAGUUUUGGUGUUUCCGCAGAAGUGAGUGGUGUGAUGUUUGGUAAAUGUCAAACCCUUGUAACAUUUUGAAUUUUGUCAAGAUUCCUCACCUCACAUUGACAUUUAAAUAUUUUUUAGGUUUUUAGAAUGAAUUGGUAAGCAUUUUAUAAAAAUUGACUUUUUACUUCUAAAUUACAAAAAACUAAAUGUGAUAGCAUAUGCAAUUAAGUAUAAAUCCAGCAUCAUUAAGUGGCUCCACAGUUUACUAAAGUAAGGGAGUCUGAAACCUAAACACGAAACUAAAUGAAAUGAGAUAGGCACCUUGAACAUUAAAUUAUUAGUGAUAUAAAAGAUACCGAAAGUACUUUUGUCCAAAUUCAGAAUAGGAUAAUCUGGAUAAUGUACUAACCAGUCAUUUCAGCUACUGUUUGUACGAGUCAACAUUCACUAUAAAGUUAGUAUGAGAACGCAAUCAAUAACGUCACACUGCACCUCCUUUUAAAGUGUUGAUUUUAUAAACACGUUUUCUCCGUAAAGAUCAAUGACCGCUCAGAAACUAAGUCUAGCAACACAUCGACUUAAUAACCGGACUUCACGCCACUCAACUCGCCCACUCGCUCCAGCUCACCACUAUUUCC
Cydia fagiglandana is the source of this 1884-nucleotide messenger RNA. It is a transcript of the gene Rbp1, whose product is annotated as RNA-binding protein 1-like. The transcript is spliced from 4 exons. Gene Ontology annotation, cellular component: nuclear speck. Gene Ontology annotation, molecular function: RNA binding. Gene Ontology annotation, biological process: mRNA splicing, via spliceosome. Bases 120 to 530 code for a protein of 136 amino acids. The record is from RefSeq and is a predicted model, not a curated record. NCBI's taxonomy places the organism in Eukaryota, Metazoa, Arthropoda, Insecta, Lepidoptera, Tortricidae.